AUGUCCGCCCCGUUCCUCUUCAAGGCCCAACAGGCCUUUUUACUCCUCCUUCACACGCCGCUCCUGCCGCCACCCGAGGCCCCGCCGGCGCUCGAGCUCCAGGCCAUGGACAGCGGCAGGAGCUGGCAUGCCGGAGCAUCCCGUACGCCUGGCCAGCUGUCGACGACGAUAGCGGAGGCGUCAGUCUCGGGCUCGGCCUCAGCCUCGACCUCGCCGACAGAGUCCACCCGGAGCAGCGACAGCUCCACAGCAAGCUCCAUGGAGCUCGCGGCGUGGGACGCGGCGGGUGUGCGUGACCAGAUCCAGGACGCGACGCACACCCGCGGGUGGUAG
This is a messenger RNA of Apiotrichum porosum, 333 nucleotides long. RefSeq lists its product as uncharacterized. The coding region runs from base 1 to 333 and encodes 110 amino acids. The transcript is spliced from 2 exons. The record is from RefSeq and is a predicted model, not a curated record. NCBI's taxonomy places the organism in Eukaryota, Fungi, Basidiomycota, Tremellomycetes, Trichosporonales, Trichosporonaceae.